Molecule: messenger RNA, 867 nt
Organism: Serendipita indica DSM 11827
Lineage: Eukaryota; Fungi; Basidiomycota; Agaricomycetes; Sebacinales; Serendipitaceae
Source: the annotation of a GenBank genome assembly
AUGUGGUCAACUACUCGGAGUGUAGCAACGCUCACUCAACACAGAAUAACACCGUCCAUCACCCGCAGACUCCUCUCUUCCAGCUCCUCAGCACAUGCAGACCAAGCCAGUACAUCUACAGAUGUACCUAGAGAUGCGCGACUAUUACGCGCCAACAUUCAGGAAGAGGAAGACCGUCUAUGGGAUAUCGAAAACGUCGAAGAAGAGGACCAACGGCACAUGAGCAGCUGGGGUUGGGAGAUCUUUCAUCAGCAAAAAGAGUUUUUCGAUCGUAUGAGGCUAUUGGAGCGCGACGUUCCACGAUUCGAAAAGUACAGGAGGCCAUUUAUACCGCCAAAUCCCAACAAGACAUCCGUUCUCGUCCGCUCAGUGACUUAUGCUGGGGAACUUCACCAUCCAGUCACGCCGAAACGAGUAAUCGUCGUACCAAUAUCGAAACUGCAACUUAGAAAUGCGGACGCGAUUCACAAUAUCAAAGUGAUCGCAGGUCCUCGUUGGUUUUUGGAGCCACCCAAGGACAGUGGACUUCCGCAAGCUACACACGAGCCUGUGUACGCGUCCAAGGCCACCUCUGCUUCGAAGGAUAUUGAAGCAGAGCAUGGAUAUGUCAAGAUAUCCUGCGAAUUGUUCCCCGAAGGUCCAAUGAACUUGAAGUGGUGUAUGGAUACACUCCGUAAAUUGGUUUCCGAGGCGAAUGCCAGGGCUACGUCCUCAUCACCAGACUCUUUUACAGAUAUCCCUCUUCCAACAAGGCAUCACGAUUCGAGAUUACGAUCACACGGACGAGGUGGAGGGAGUUAUAAAGCGGAAAGGAGAAGAGUUACGCUUGCAGACUUUCCAAAAGAAUGGCUUCCCAGUCCUCGGUGA